AUGAAUGGGAAUGGGAAUUCCAAAGCAACUGAGAGUCGUGGCUUCUCUAGACGCGGGAAUCCUUCAUCGAAGACGUUCAACGUGACUUGGAGCGAUGAGGAGCAGAGACUGCUCGAUAUGUUGCUAGAGCAGUUUCCGGACGGCACCAAGAAUCGAUGGGCGAAUAUCUCGAGGGCGAUGGGUGGUACGCGAACAGCCAGACAGGUUGCGUCGCGUGUACAAAAGUACUUUGCGAAGAUGAAGAAGUGGGGGAUAGAUGUGACCUAG
Molecule: messenger RNA, 267 nt
Organism: Fomitiporia mediterranea MF3/22
Lineage: Eukaryota; Fungi; Basidiomycota; Agaricomycetes; Hymenochaetales; Hymenochaetaceae
Exons: 2
Coding region: 1-267 (88 amino acids)
Source: RefSeq, a predicted model, not a curated record